Molecule: messenger RNA, 2550 nt
Organism: Trichoderma gamsii
Lineage: Eukaryota; Fungi; Ascomycota; Sordariomycetes; Hypocreales; Hypocreaceae
Product: kinesin
Exons: 3
Coding region: 1-2550 (849 amino acids)
Molecular function (GO): protein binding
Source: RefSeq, a predicted model, not a curated record
AUGCUGAACAAUCUGUUGGAGAGUAAAGAGCGUCUAGAGGUUCGGAUUGUCCUUGACGGUAUUGAUGAGUUAUAUCCAGAGGACUUGGGUCGGUUUCUGAGUAAUCUUCGUGAAGUAUGGAAGAACGUCGAAGGGAAACUCAACAUAACAUCAAAACUCAAAGUCUUGAUAGUCAGUCGGCCCCUUCCCAACAUUUCGGAGAUCUUGAAAGACUUGCCAUUCAUCAAUCCCGAGAAGGAAUCAACAGAUUGUUUGAAUUCUCUGUCAUCGAUGGCUGAUAACCAGCGCCGCGAAAUCAUCUCACUAGGAAGUAAGAAAACAGGAGCUUGGCUUUGGGAGGACGAUGCAUAUAAACUCUGGAGCAAGGAGACAAAGUCGGCAUUGCUCUGGAUACAAGGCAAACCUGGCAGUGGAAAAUCGACCCUGUGCAAAAAGAUUCUCAAACAUUUACAGACUCAACACGACCUUCCAGACACUUACGCUACACCUAACAAAGCUACCUUUCACAACAUUGCUCCACAGCCAAGGCACCGCUCUGUCGUCCUCGCCAGCUUCUUCUAUAGUCUCAGAGGAGCCAAAUCUGAGAUCAGCAAUACUCAUAUGCUUCAAUCGCUUCUACACCAGCUUUUAGGCCAGGAGCAAAGACUUUACCCAGCCUUCAGAACUAGAUAUCGAAACUUGCUGGAUCGUUCUCAGAGUCCAAUCUCGUGGACAUUCAAAGACCUUCACAGUGUCUUCACAUCACUGGGUGAAUUUGACGAUUUUCCCCUUACGAUCUACCUCAUCAUCGACGCAAUGGACGAGUCAGAGCAGUCAGAAAGAUCCGAUAUAUUGUUAUUAUUGAAAAAGUUUUGCCGGAAUGAAUCAGCUUGUGUUAUCAAAUGUGUUCUUGCAAGUCGACCCGAAGAGGACAUCAAAAAUAGCUUCUAUGAUAUACAAAAAUCUCAGGACUUUUUCCACCUAGUGCUCGAGAGAAAAAACGAAGAAGACAUCAAAAAGUUUAUCGAAAUAGCAAUGUACAAAGUGCAAGACGCGUACCUAGCUGAACGGUUCAAACUCACGGCUGAGUUUGAAGAUAUGGCCACAUAUGCAACUGCCAACCUCAUGAGCAGGGCAAGAGGAGUUUUUAUGUGGGUAGAAAUUGUAACAAGAGAACUGGAGCGGGCAGUACGCCGCGGCGUUUCCCCAAGAAAAUUCAAAGAGAUAGUGGACAAACUCCCCAACGAGCUGGAGCCUUUCUAUGAGCGCAUUGUCCAAGAUUUGAUGGCUAGAUUCAAAAGACAAAGACCAAAAGAGGCGAAAUCACGACUUCGAGAAGCGCAGCGGAUGCUGACGUGGGUGACAUUUGCUGAGCGCCCACUACACAUCAGAGAGUUUCGCGAUGCAGUUGCAACACCAGAAUUGGUGGGAGAGAGUUCGUUCAUCAACCUACAGGAUGAUCGCGUCGAUGACAUUGCUGUGCGACAAAGAAUGAGUUACAAUUGUGGAGAUCUCUUAGAGAUUGGAUCAUCACAGGAUUCCGUCGAUUUCUCUCUGGCUCACAUUACGAACGAUAUCGUCCAGCUUCUACAUCUAACUGUCCGAGAAUUCUUGACCAGUGACCCCAGAGCAGGGAAGUUCCUCAUGAAGAAAAAUCUGGGAGAAUAUGAGAUUUUCCUUAAUUGCAUCUCGUAUCUUCGUCUAUUCACGGAGAACUGCCCUGCGACUAAUGGAAAUGGUCCAAAUUACAAGGAAAUGGUUUGCUACCUUGCAAAUUGGCCUCUGCUUUCGUAUAUAUUAGAAUUUCUGCCCCAACACAUGCGAAAUUCGGACAAUCGCGACCAGAUUUCUAACGUCAUAUCCAAAUUCGCUGACUUCAUUUUACAUCAAGAAGGCAGUUCUGCCUUUCUUAUUCUGGAAGCAUGGUUGCAUAAAGCUGGGCUUUGUACGCAUUCCCACUCCGCGUCGGAACCAGCGACGAGUUUUAGGUUCGACUGUAUGGAUAUUGCGGCAGCCGAAGGGAGUAUGAAUGUUGUGACCACACUGCUCGAAGCAGAGACAGCAGCCACAACUGACGACAAAUACGGCAAUUUGCUGUACAAUGCUUCUCGCCGUGGCAUUUAUUCCCUGACUCGUUUACUAUUACAGAAGGGAGUGGACCCUAGCAGUACGGGAGAAGACGGCAAUACUGCACUUCAAGCAGCGUCGGCGCACGGCCACAGAGUGACUUUGCAAUUACUUGCCGAUUAUGGAGCGGAUGUCAACGCACAAGGAGUAAACGGAAGCGCUCUUUACGCUGCUGUAAAGAACGGCUCUGUGGAUAUUGUUGAAUUACUUCUCAGAGCUGGAGCGGAUGUCAAUGCACAAGAAGCAAAUGGAAGCGCUCUUUACGCUGCUGCAGAGAACGGCUUUCAGGAGAUUGUUGAAAUACUUCUUAAAUUUAGAGCGGAUGUUAACGCACAAGAAGUAAACGGCAGCGCUCUUUACGCUGCCUUAAAGAACGGCUCUGUGGAUAUUGUUAAAUUACUUCUUGACCAUGGGGCAGACGUUAAUGCACAAGGAAGCGGAUAG